Capsaspora owczarzaki ATCC 30864 is the source of this 2025-nucleotide messenger RNA. RefSeq lists its product as hypothetical. Gene Ontology annotation, biological process: regulation of telomere maintenance via telomerase; telomere capping. Bases 1 to 2025 code for a protein of 674 amino acids. NCBI's taxonomy places the organism in Eukaryota, Filasterea, Ministeriida, Capsasporidae. The record is from RefSeq and is a predicted model, not a curated record. The transcript has 15 exons. Gene Ontology annotation, cellular component: chromosome, telomeric region; nuclear telomere cap complex. Gene Ontology annotation, molecular function: G-rich strand telomeric DNA binding; telomerase inhibitor activity.
AUGCAAGCCGAUCAAAGCAACAACCAGCAGCGCACGGCAGUGGCCACCUUGACCGACUCGACGCCGACCGAUGGCUCGGUGUGCAUCCAGGUCAUUGUUACACUCAGGCACCAGCUGGUAAACUUGCCUCCGCUCCAGAAGCCGUCCGUCAAGCUGAUCGUCCAAGACGAGGGCGCCAGCGAGGACGACACCCUGUCUUACAUUGCCGUCUUCCUCCAGGGUGGCUUUGCACAGCAUGCUGCCAAGCUCCAGACCCAUGAUCGUCUCAUUCUCGCCGGGUUUCAAAUCGAACCAUCCGGCACACGCGCGCAAGGUCAUCCGUUUAGCUUGGUUCUGGACACUGACAUGCCGACAGCAUAUGCAAAGAUUUUCACAGUCGGUAUAACCAACCAACCUCGAGUACUCAUUGUCACUCCAAAGUCAACCCAAGUGUUUAACAACUCGAGCGCGGCGUCUGAAGGUCCUGCCCGUCCCAAUUCCUCGGCCGAAUACGAGUACACACCCAUAUCCAAGGUGCGCCAAGCGGAGAGCAUCAACUUGUUUGGUGUGGUCGUGUACCUCAAGCCCCCGAGACCCACACGUGGCACAGAUUGGUGCCUGACAUUCACAUUAUGCGACCCUGGCAGUGAGGGUGAACACCCGCUCAUGUGCAAUCUGUUCUUGCCACAGCAUGCCUUUCCCGAGGUUCAGCUAGGCGACAUUGUUCGAUUGCAUCGAAUCAAGAUUCAAACACACAAUGGCUCUUUACAAGGCCUCAGCUCUUAUGGAAUGUCGAUGGUGUGCUUCACCAACAUUCCCAACGCCGCCUUGACGCCGCGCGGAAUGCCCAAUCAAACUGUGAGCAUUUCUCACAAAGAUAUGCAGGAGAUUGAACGCCUGAGGAGUUGGGUUGCGCACACCAAGGUUGUCCCACAAAGCACUGUGACAAAGCGGCUCUGUGAGCUGGAGCCCGACACAACCUGCAGUCUGGUGUGUCAGAUCUACGCCUCCGGGACGGCGCCCAAUCCAGCCGCGGUUUGUGCGCAGCUGAUCAUUGGGGACGGCACACAUCCCCCUCCAACUUGCGAAAUCACUGCCUUUGAAAACAGCGAAAUCACUGCCGAUAAAAUUCCGGGAUAUGGCUUGUUGCAUCCAGGCGAUGCCACGCCGCUGAACAACCAAGGUCCCCGGCUCGAGUUGCAUGUCUCGCGAGGCAACGAUAUUGCAAUUCGAGCCAUCAGCAAAAUUGCAAUUCGAGCCAUCAGCAAAACCGACCCGUCUGUUGUAUCAAUUUUUGAGGAAGCUGAGAAAUCUCGGUGCGAGUUUCUUGCAAGAGCGGAAAAGGCACAACUUCAUCUUCGCGCCAUGCAAACACGCGCCAUGCAGACCUCCUGCUCUUUAACCGAGCAUGACCGACAGCCACUGUCCACGCUUCGUCAAGUUCUGACGCAUCCGAAUGUUGCUCACAAGUUUCGAUGCCGAGUCCAAGUCAUUGCGCACUUUCCCCAGGAGAUUGCACAGUUUUCGCGCCGGUUUUGCCCUCAUUUUUCAUUCCAAGAAUUCACGGCAGCCGUGGAAGCAGGCGCCAAUCCAGAAACGCUUCCACUCGGCCCAAACGCCUCCAUCGACUACUUGUGCACCGCUUGUCGAGCGAGUGUCGCGAAUGGCGCGGCGUUGCCUGCAAUGGAGUAUGUCUACAUGUUCUCACUUUCGCUCAAGGACGACACUGGAUUGCUUGAAGCUCUCGUCUUUGGCGCUGACGCGGUCAAAUUUCUCCCAGGCCUUCCGCCAAGAAACUUGUACGAAAACACUGGAUCGCAGCAAGCGCUGCGCAAUCGAAUGGAAAAGCUGCUCACCAAGCCAAGCCGAGCUCAAGACCAGGCGGUGCCCAUCUCGGUCCCUCUGUUUGGCAGUGCUCUUGCGCAAGCCAUUCCUGAAGCCUCUGUCGGGUGGAUGGAUUGCUGCAUAAUGUCGUACGCGCCAAAUCCGGAGUUGCCGUUCGCGCGCAAGUACCGGCUGUUUGACACAACUCUGCUGCACCAAUGA